CUUCUAUUCGGAUCAGAAAAUAAGAAAGUAAUAACAUGCUUGGAAAUUGAGGAAAUUUUCAAGAAUUUUGAGUUUACAAAUGAUGACGAUGCUGUGAAGGUCGCCUUGGCCGUCUUUAUAGAAACUGUGAUGGUCGGGAAGGAUAAGAAAACACAGUUUGACAUGGACAUUUUGGGAAGAGUUGAUGAUGAAGAAGCAUUUAAAAGCUUCGAUUGGUCAACUUUCUUCUACACUCGUCUGCUCAACAGUUUAAAGACAAGUCUCCAAGGCAAAAAAGAAGCAUACGAGCUGAAGAAGACACGAAGUUCCAAAGCAGUGUCAUACUAUAACAUCAAAGGCUACGUCCUUGCUUUUCAGGUGUGGGCUUAUGAAGUACUCUCAACCGCAAAUGAACUCAUCUCCACAAAGAGAACAACUCUCACCCCAAAGGGAACAAAGUCAAACAGUGGCUGA
Molecule: messenger RNA, 453 nt
Organism: Cucumis melo (muskmelon)
Lineage: Eukaryota; Viridiplantae; Streptophyta; Magnoliopsida; Cucurbitales; Cucurbitaceae
Exons: 3
Coding region: 130-453 (107 amino acids)
Source: RefSeq, a predicted model, not a curated record